This is a messenger RNA of Fomitopsis serialis, 1471 nucleotides long. RefSeq lists its product as uncharacterized. Lineage: Eukaryota; Fungi; Basidiomycota; Agaricomycetes; Polyporales; Fomitopsidaceae. Gene Ontology annotation, molecular function: protein binding. The transcript has 4 exons. The coding region runs from base 222 to 1373 and encodes 383 amino acids. The record is from RefSeq and is a predicted model, not a curated record.
GCCGUUUCUACCUCGGGUGAUCGCGCCCGACUCGUGGCUGUCAAGUUCACGACUUUCAAGGGGAACCGAUCGUCAAUCUGCCGUUCAAGUACCACUUGAAGGUGUGCACAUCCUACGUGGUUGUGAGAGGUAUGCUUUUCAACCGCAUAUAUAGGUGAUCUCACGUAAGGACCCGAUGGCAGGUAGAUGGCGGAUGCUGUCGAUAAAACGAAAACACAAUAAUGGAACACCAUGCUCGGAAAGUGGAGGAUUGCUACAGAGCACCCACCUACUCGAUGUUGCUUCGUCCGAGACGCAGUGAUACCUCUCCGCAAUUUCCGCAGGAACUGAUCGACUACAUCUGCGAGCUUCUCCGGCUGGAUCCUUUCACACUGACGAGGUGGAGCCUCGUUUGCCAUGCUUGGUAUCACGCUGCACGGCGUGUCUCCCUCAGGCUGCGUGGCACUCAGCAGCUCACAUUGACCACCCGAGAGAUCUUGGAUGACUACGCACACAUGCUCUGGUCCCAUGGCAAUCGACCGUAUGGCAAGACAUUUGACAGCCUGUUGAUUACGGAGGACCCUCGAAGGCCUUUCAUACGUGUCUUUCCGAUACGCAUCCCCGGGUAUGUCCUACCACAGGUGACGACCCUAUGGAUACAGGGCUUCGAUUGCGCAGUCACCAGGCCACAUGAUCGCUUUUUCCGCUCCCUCUCCUGCUAUACCAGCAUCACACGUCUCAACAUUGUGGGGUGCCGCUUUCGCAGUAUGGCGGAACUCCGUAGGAUUUCCAACGCGCUACCGAUGCUCGAAGACCUAUCUCUCAGGUACAUCACACUACAGCACCCACUCAGGCUCGUGCCAAACUUGGUGUCCCGCUACGGCCCUUCCCGCAACAAGUUGAAGUUCGAGUUGAGACUCCAUCGGUGGACUGAUUACUCAGCUUCAACCGAGUUGGGCGCUCACAUUCACGAACUCCAUCCAUUCUUGUUGGACGUAUGUGCCACAUACCCAUACGCAACGUCGCUGUGGUUGGAUCUGAGGUGCUGGUCUUCGUUUUCACAUCUUCACCAGUUGAUAUCUCGCUUCUCCCGUCUAUCCAUGUUGUCGCUAUCUGCAUUCGGCCUCGGCAUCGGGUAUGCCGCCGCAAACUCAGCUCUAUACACAGUGCAUGGACUCAAUCCAUCCAAAUUGGAUCUCGAUCUCACGGGCGUGCUAGAGCCGUGGGCAUCCCAGGCUCUGCUGGCAUUCACCGUCACCCCGCAAGCAUAUAGCCAACUAGAAACCCUGACUCUCCGCAUCAAACGGGACAGCCCAUGUACAGAUCUUGGACGACACGUUACAGAGGUUCUGCGUCUCGCCGGAACGGCGCUCAAAAGAUUCGACUUUGCGUGAGACUCGAUCCACGAUGUCGUACCGCGAAUUACGGCAAACACAUCACUGACAGACCUGCAAUUGGAGUUCAUCUGGCAGGUCGAUCCAUCGCUCCCAAG